Epinephelus fuscoguttatus (brown-marbled grouper) is the source of this 4527-nucleotide messenger RNA. It is a transcript of the gene sfrp1a, whose product is annotated as secreted frizzled-related protein 1a. Gene Ontology annotation, biological process: non-canonical Wnt signaling pathway; negative regulation of canonical Wnt signaling pathway; canonical Wnt signaling pathway. The transcript has 3 exons. Gene Ontology annotation, molecular function: Wnt-protein binding. The record is from RefSeq and is a predicted model, not a curated record. NCBI's taxonomy places the organism in Eukaryota, Metazoa, Chordata, Actinopteri, Perciformes, Serranidae. The coding region runs from base 300 to 1229 and encodes 309 amino acids.
CGGAUUGCACUUUACAAUCUCCUCUUGUUUCCAGGCUCCGCACAGGCAGAGCGCUUACCUCCCCAAACUCUCGCAGGAGCCAGACGCACCAGAGAAGCGCGACGGGGCUGCAGCCAGAGAAGAGUGCCUGUGGACUUUACCCAAACCAGAAACUCAACACAUUUUACGCGCGUCGAUCAGCAGAGCUCAGCUUUUUUUUUCUACAUUUGUUUCUUGUUAUUCCUCUGUAUUUCUUCAUGAAGUGAGUGUUGACUCGCCUGUCUGAGCCGCGCUGAGUUGCAUUGCAUUAUAACAAGAACAUGAGGUCUGCUUCCGAAUCGUUCUGGAGGAUGAUCCGGCUGGCUGUGACAGUGGCGCUCAUGUCAGCGUGCAGAGGGGCAGAGUACGAGUACCUCAGCUGGAAGUCAGACAUGUACACCGGCGGGCGCAGCUACGGUAAGCCUCCCCAGUGCGUGGCCAUCCCGGAGGACCUGCGGUUGUGUGCCAACGUGGGCUACGACCAGAUGCUGCUGCCCAACCUGCUGGAGCACGAGACCAUGGCGGAGGUGAAGCAGCAGGCCAGCAGCUGGGUGCCCCUGGUGCACAAGAACUGCCACCCGGGCACUCAGGUCUUCCUCUGCUCGCUCUUUUCGCCAGUGUGCCUGGAGCGGCCCAUCUACCCGUGCCGCUGGCUGUGCGAGGCCGUGCGGGACGGUUGCAUCCCCAUCAUGGAGGCUUUUGGCUUCCCCUGGCCGGAGAUGCUCACCUGCGACAAGUUUCCCCAAGACGAUGUGUGCAUUGCAAUGACGCAGCCCAAUGCGACUGAAGCCACCAAGCCCACAGGUUACUCUCCCAUCUGCCCUCCAUGUGACAAUGAAAUGAAAACAGACGGCAUGCUUGAGCACAUGUGUGCCAGCGAGUUCGCUUUCAAGGCCAAGAUCAAGGAGGUAAAGCGAGAAAACAUGGACCGCAAGGUGAUCCUGCAGAAGAGGAAGAAGAUGUUGAUACAGGGGAACCUGAAGAAGAAGGACAUAAAGACGCUGGUGAUGUACUUGAAGAACGGUGCAGACUGCCCCUGCCAGCAGCUGGACAACCUGGCAAACCAGUAUCUAAUCAUGGGCCGGAAGGUGGAUAAGCAGUACCUCCUCACAGGCAUCCACAAGUGGGACAAGACCAGCAAAGAGUUCAAAAAGGCCAUCAAGAAACUCAAGACCUACAAAUGUCCCGCCUUCGAGAACGUCUUCAAAUAAUAUGACCCCCCCGCCCUCUUCCUUUGGUCGCAUUUCAUCCUACAUAUGAACUUGCACAAGCAUCAAAAAUCCCAAACUUUGCUUUCUAUUGUCCUGUUUAUGUAUCUAUAUAUCUUUGUAUAUUUACAGAUAUACUUUGAAAUGUCCAUCGUUAAGUUUGAGUUGAUUGUGGUGAGUGAUGACGCCACAAAAGAGGAUCGGGUUUCCUUUAUUUCCUUUAUACGAAAAGGACAUUGUAGUAAAAGCCCUUCCUCACAGAAAUCAUUUCCACUAUUUCUUUGUAGAUACAUUUACUUUGUUACCCUCUUUCAUUCAACAGGUCUAGGGAUUUUGCUCAAAGGUAUGGAAGGACAUUUUGGGAAAUACAGUUUUGCUUUAUUACUGAGAACUCAAUGGGAAGAGUGAAAACACUCUCAUGUCUGUACAGUAAAUAUGAAGCUAGAACCAGCAGAUGGUUAUCUUAGCCUAGCAUAGAGACUAGAAGCAGGGGUAAACAGCUAGCCUGGCUUUUUCCAACACUAGAAACCUAUAAAUUGAUUGUCCACUCAGACCACAAAUGGACUACAAGUGGAAACCAGAAUGCUUCCGUAACCUAAAAUCUUGUCCCAUUUUCUACAGAUUAUGCAUUCACAUGUAGAUAUCUGUGUGUAGAGAUUACAUUGAAUGGAAUGGCCACCUUGGCCACAUGACCACACCUACCCCAAAUUCCCCUUUCCCGUAUUUUCACCUAUUUUCAUCUGGUCACCCGCAUGCUAAUGUAAACUAACCAUCUGCUGCUCUAGCUUCGCAUUCAGUGUGCAAAUAUAAGAGUUGUAUUGGUCUUCUCAUCUAACUCAGUAAAAAUGUUCAGCUAUCCUUAAUUAAUCUCUCUCACUGUGAUCAUAAAGUAAUUAAUCAUAAAACCAGUGAUUAGACUACAGUAUUGGCAGUUGCAGGUAUUUGGAGCUUUAAAAGCUACACUGUACAGAGCAGCUCAAUGCAGGGUUCCUGUUGAAUAAGUUACUGACAGAAGUAUGAAUGAGUGCUGCCGUCAGCUGAUUGAUUUGUCAAACUAAAAACUGCACUACCAAUCAUUUUGAUCAUUUUCUUCUAAUUUCCUCUUUUUGUUUUUACAUUUCUUUUCGUUACUUGAAAAAUCUAAAAGAAUUAUAACCACCAAUCUGCAUCAUGAGAUACCAUGUAGGCCUAUGUGGCAGAUUUCCUCAUUUCUUGUUGUGCAUUGUCACCUGACAUUUGGCCAAAUGAUGUUUUUUUUUUACCACUUUUCUGUCUCUCUACAUCCAGUCUAACUGCAGUAAUCAGUAUUCAUCGGUAAUGGAAAACGCCUUGUAGUUAUACAUGUUUCAAAGUGCAAAAGUUAUGAAAGUGCAAAUAUUGCAAACUCUGUGUUCUGGUUUGUUUUGCUCAAGUGUUGCUGGUCAGUUUUAGCACUAUUUUGUUACAGAUUUGAAUGUCAGCAGUGCAUUGCUGCCUAUUACAUGUACAUACAAAUUUUACAUAAAUAUGGAAAACUGAAUGGGUGUCUUAUAUUAUUUAGUUUUCUUUCUUGGAUUUGCAAAGACAUGGCAGUGUUGGUUGAUUGAUCAGUCACUUUGGUUUAGGGAAAUAACUCAUCAAAACAGAGUGGAUUGUAAGGUGACCCUUAGGGUCAAAACACAUAAUAUUUCACAAAACACAUCAUUUCAGAAAACAUAAUGACAUUUUAUUUCAGAACACAACCAGUUUUUAGAAAACACAUUUCACAAAACACAUUUCACUAAGACACAAUAUUUCAGAAAACGCAAUGACAUUUCACCAAACACAUUUCAAAUAACAAAAUAACAUUUCACAACAACAUUCCACAAAACGUGACAUUUCAGAAAACAUUUUAGAAAAUAUAUUUCACAAAUCACUAUGUUUCACAAAACACUACAACAUGUCACAAAUGUGGAAUUUUGUAGUGUUUGUGAAAUGUAGUACUCUGUGAAAGGUGUUUUGUUAAAUGUUUUGUUUUCUGAAAUGUGGUUGUGUUUUAUGAAAUAUGUUCUGAAAAGUCCUGUUUUGUUAAAUAUUGUUUUCUGAAAUGUGGUUGAGUUUUCAGGAAUUUUUACUAUGUUUUGAUCCUCAGGGCCACUGUAGAAUUGCGUGGUACAAACGUGGCUCCUAGAUGGUGAAUCCUAAUGACGUUGGUGAUGCCUUUAAUUCUAUAAGCAUCAGGCCAAUUAUUGUUCAACACUUGGGUUUAUUACACAAUACUAAAAACAGCUAAUGAUAUUCAGCCUCAGCUGUAGUUUAUGUUUAGUGUUAAUUAGUAAGUUUGAUUAGCUCAAAGCAAUGCUGUUCUCAUAUGUACAGCCUCACAGAGCUGCUAGUGCAAGUCUGGAUUACCAAACAGGCAAAUAACUGCCCCAGUGCCCCAGAACAUCAGGGUUCCUAAAGCGCCAAGGUAGUGGAGCAAUUACUUUGCAGUGAUUUGAUUUAUUAAAAUUUGUUAACUACAAUGCCCCAUUACAGAGCAAUAAAGCUUGGUGUCAACAUAAGAACUCUAUCUAGCUAUGGUAGUUACUUGUAAACAUUGGCAUUUUAAAACUGUCUCGUAAAGAUUGUCCAUCUUUUCUUUCUGUAAACCAUAAUUUCAGGCUUUGCGUGUGAUGUGUGUCUUGCUGUUAAAACAAAGUACAGUAUGAACUGCCAAAACAGCCAGUUUCUGCUUUGACAAUCAAGUCAAACAGCUGUGCCAAACUAACAUUUUCACGCUUUUUGGAAAGAUAAAGCAUGGCGCUGCCAGUUCUUCACACCGAAGGCUCUCUCGUGCGAGCAUGUUUUUACCCUGCCCCCCCCCCAGCUCUCUGACAAUGCUUCUCCUGAUUCAGGUUUAUUGUGGUUUCACAGGCUGUUGGUGCUUCGGUAUGUGGUGUGUAAAUGCUAAUACUGAGAUAUAUCUCAUGCUGACAGUGAACUCCAAUGCUUUCUUAACCUAAAGGCAGCAUUAAUUAACUGUCAAACUUAAAAGAUUUGUCUUUUCAUAGUUUGUGCUGAUGGAUAUGGUUUCAUGCUGAACAAGCAUGACUUUCCCAUGCCAAUUUAUUUGAUUUAUGUACAGUAACAUGCAAAUGUGCACAGAAUUCAAAUAACUGACAGAGGCAGUCUGUGUUUUCCCUGCACAAGAAACACAGAUUUAAGUAACUCGAUGAUGAAUGUUUUAAUGUAAAUACUUUUAUGAGCUGAAAUCCAUCAUGUCAGUGCAACAAGCGUAAACAACAAAACAUGAAACCGUUCUGUCAAUAAAAAGGCUUGUUAAAAACCAGGAAGUAUCAAA